Messenger RNA from Hyaloscypha bicolor E, 409 nucleotides. RefSeq lists its product as uncharacterized. Lineage: Eukaryota; Fungi; Ascomycota; Leotiomycetes; Helotiales; Hyaloscyphaceae. The record is from RefSeq and is a predicted model, not a curated record. The transcript is spliced from 3 exons. Bases 68 to 409 code for a protein of 113 amino acids.
CCAGCCGACAGCUCAAGCAUCUGAGUCCGAGGAGGAGAACUCGCAGCAAAGCUCCCAGGAAGCCGACAUGCAGGUGCUGAAAGCUGCUCGGAAUGUCGUCUCAACUAUGAAGAAUCGUCGCGAGUCCAAGCGGAAAGCCAUCGAAGGAGAUUUGAAGAAACGCGUAGCAGACAUCAGUGCCAAGCUUGAUGCUCAUUUCGAGUCUAGGAAAAACAGAGUUACCAAGCUUCAGAAUGCUCAAUGGGCUAGACUCGACGCUCUGAACAAGAAACGAGAAGCUAUCGAGGCUCAGAUUCUCAACAGCAUGAAGGCAAUUGAGCUUCAGACUACAAACAUCUCGUCUGAACUCGCAGCCACGUAUGAUGGUCGCGUCGAAGAGAUUGAAGAUGGCGCUUCUCCAAGAAGCUAA